CUUUCCCCAGGAAGAAAAGCUCCGCCGGGUCGUCCCGUAGCGCACACGUCUCCCAAUCCCAACUUUGAUCCGCUACUAACAAAGCGCAGCAGACCGUUAACUUUGGCCUCGGAGUGGAUGGUGGCGGAGAGGUUUCCUGUCCCCGCUUUGGGAUGAAAGUUUGGAGCCGCUGUCGCCGGAUUUAGCAGCGAUGGAAAAGCACAGGACGAGGAAAGAGAAGUUCUCCCUGUUUGGUUCUCGCUCCACCAGCAGGACCACCUCCAACCCUCCUUCUUCAUCCUCCCCCUCUUCGUCCCCUGUGAUACCUUCAGUGGCAACACUGAAACGGGUGGAACGACCAACGGGCUGCAGCCCCUCCGGCUUGAGCAAAGCCGAAUUCCUGGAGCGCGUGCGUCGCAGUAACCAAGCCUGCCAACAGGGAGAGUAUGGGCUGGCUGUGCGUCUGUACAGCGAGGCCCUGACCGCUGACCCCCAGAACUGUAUCCUCUACAGUAACCGCUCGGCGGCCUAUCUCAGACUGGGUCAGUACAGCACUGCCCUGGAUGACGCAAUCAAAGCUCGUCUCAUCAACCCCAAAUGGCCCAAGGCCUACUUUCGUCAGGGGGUUGCUCUGCAGUACCUGGGUCGUCAUGCCGACGCCCUGGCAGCAUUCGCCUCCGGCCUCGCCCAAGACCCCAAGAGUCUCCAGCUGCUGGUCGGCAUGGUGGAGGCUGCCAUGAAAUCUCCCCUCAGAGACUCCCUUGAGCCCACCUACCAGCAGCUGCAGAAAAUGAAGCUGGACAAGAGCCCUUUCGUGGUCGUGUCCGUCAUCGGUCAGGAGCUGCUGACCCACGGUUUCCACGGGGCCUCUGUCGUGGUGCUGGAGGCGGGGCUGAAGAUCGGCACGUGCUCCCUGAAGCUGCGUGGAUCUGUUUUCUCGGCCCUGAGCUCUGCCUACUGGGCUUUAGGCAACGCAGAGAAGAGUGUGGCCUACAUGCAGCAGGACCUGGAGGUGACCAAGACUUUAGGUGACCAGUCAGGUGAAUGCCGCGCCCACGGGAACCUUGGCUCUGCUCUCUUCUCCAGAGGCAGUUACAGAGAAGCACUGGCCAACCACAGAAACCAGCUGGUUCUGGCCAUGAAGCUCAAGGACAGAGAAGCUGCGUCUGAUGCUCUCAGCAGUCUGGGCCAUGUGUACACAGCUAUCGGCGACUACCCCAACGCACUGGCAAGCCAUAAACAGUGUGUGCUGCUGGCGCGACAGACCCAGUGUCAGCUCUCUGAGGCUCGGCAGCUCGGCAACAUGGGCGCCGUGUACACAGCACUGGGAGACUUCACCAACGCCGUGCAGUGUCACGAACAACACCUGGAUAUCGCAAAGACUUUGGAGAACCGGCGGGAGGAAGCACGGGCGUACAGCAACCUGGGCAGUGCCUACCACUCUCAACGAGACUUCGACAAGGCCAUAUCAUACCACACAAGAGUGCUGGAGCUGGCCCAGGAGCAGGCCGACAGAGCCAUCGAGAUGAGGGCAUACGCUGGUCUGGGGCACGCUGCUAGGUGCAUGCAGGACCUGGAGCGGGCGCUUCAGCACCACCAACAUCAGCUAGAGAUUGCUCAGGAGCUGCAGGACAGAGCUGCACAGGGCAGAGCAUCUUCCAACCUGGGCAUCAUAAACCAGAUGAAGGGGGAGUAUGAAACAGCAUUGAAGCUCCACAAAGCCCACCUGUCCUUCGCCCAGGAGCUGGGGGAUUAUGCUGCCCAGGGGAGGGCCUACGGUAACAUGGGCAACGCCUACCACGCACUCGGCAUCCACGACCAAGCUGUCCGCUUCCACCGGCAGGAACUACAGAUGUCCCUGGAGGUGAACGAUCGUCCGUCGCAGGCCUCCACACAUGGCAACCUAGCGGUGGCAUACCAGGCACUGGGCGCUCACGACCGGGCUCUCCAGCACUACCUUCACCACCUGACCAUCGCCCGGGAGCUUCGAGACACACAAAGCGAAGCAAGAGCACUAGCAAACCUGGGCAACUUCCACAGCUGGAGAGGUGAGUAUGCUCAGGCCUUGCCUUACUACCAGCAGUACCUGGCUCUGGCCCCAGGCUUGCAGGAUCUGGAGGGAGAAGGCAAAGUCUGCCACAACCUCGGCUAUGCUCACUACUGCCUGGGGCAGUACAGAGACGCUGUCAGGUAUUACGAGCAGGACCUGGCCUUGGCUAAGGACCUCCAAGACAAAUUAGCCCAGGCUAAAGCUUACUGUAACCUGGGCCUGGCCCACAAAGCACUGGGGGAGUACAACAAAGCAGAGGAGUGUCAGAGAUACCUGCUCUCUCUAGCACAAGCCCUGGAUAACACACAGGCAGUUUUCAGGGCGUUUGGGAACCUUGGCGAUGUCUGUGUGUGUCGGGGUGAUCUUCCAGGAGCUGUGAGGUUCUACCAGCAGCAGUUAACCCUGGCUCAGAAAGUCAGCGACCAGAAGAUGGAGGCUGACGCCUACUCAGCACUUGGCUCAGUUCACAGGCUGCUCCGGCAGCUGGAUACAGCAUUGUCCUUCCAUAGCCAGGAACUGACCGUCCGGAAGGAUAUAGGUGAUCAGCAGGGGGAGUGCCGCGCCCUCGGCCACCUGGCAGCAGUGCACAUGGCCCUGGGAGACUAUGCUACAACCUUCCAGUGUUAUGAGACCCAGCUGGGCUUGGCUCAGGGGCUCAGGGAUGCCCGUCUAGAGGCCCAGGUCCACGGGAACAUGGGCAUCACCAAAAUGAACAUGGGAGUGUUUGAGGAAUCGAUCGGCUAUUUCGAGCAGCAGCUGGCUAUGCUUGAGCAGCUGAGUGGAACUGAGAGUAUGUUGGACAGAGGUAGGGCCUAUGGGAAUCUGGCAGACUGCUAUGAUGCCCUGGGAGACUAUGAGGAGGCUAUUCAGUACUACGAGAAGUACCUGACUGUGGCUCAGAGUCUCAACCACGUCCAGGACCAGGAGAAGGCCUACAGAGGACUUGGCAAUUCAUACAGGUCUAUUGGUAGUCUCCAGCAGGGACUGGUGUGUUUUGAGAAGCGGCUGGUGGUAGCCCAUGAGCUGGGCGGGGAAGGAGGGGGUAAGGCUCAGGCUUAUGGGGAGCUGGGCACCUUACACAGCCAGCUGGGCAACUACGAGCAGGCCCUCUCCUGCCUGGAGCACCAACUUAACAUUGCACGCACAGCAGGGGAUAAAUCCCUGGAAGCAGAGGCAAGCGAUACUCUUGGAGGCGUUUAUCAGCUGAUGGCAGACAACGAGACAGCGCUACAGUGGCACCAAAGGGCGUUGGAUAUAGCAGAGCAGACGAGAUGUGUGGGGAGCCAGGGUCGAGCCUAUGCCAACUUGGGACUGACCUACGAAGCUCUCGGGAACUAUGAGCGGGCCGUGGUCUUUCAGGAGCAGCAUCUGAGUGUGGCGGCACAGACCAAUGACCUGAUCUCUAAAACUCUGGCCUACGGGAGCCUGGGAAGGGUACACCAUGCACUGCAAAACUAUGCACAGGCUGUGAUGUACCUGCAGGAAGGUCUGCGUCUGGCCGAGCAGUUAGGUCGCAGAGAAGACGAAGCUAAGAUACGCCACCACCUGGGUCUGUCCCUGUGGGCCAGCGGAAACCUGGAAGAGGCACAGCACCAGUUAUACAGAGCAUCAGUCUUAUUUGAGAUGAUUCGUCAUGAGACACAGCACAGCACGGAUAACAAGCUCUCGCUGUUUGACCUGCAAACCAGCUCGUACCAGGCUCUCCAGCGAGUCCUCGUCAGCCUAGGUCGGCACGAUGAGGCUCUGGCCAUUGCAGAGCGAGGGCGUACACGUGCCUUUGCCGAUCUCCUGGUCGAACGCCAGAAAGGAAGUCAGCAAGCAGCGGGCAGCGACCCUUACAUCCCAGUUACUGUGGAGCACAUCCUGGAGACAGUUAACAGUCAGAGGGCAAUGGUCCUGUACUAUUCUCUGGCUGGAGGUUUUCUGUACAGCUGGCUGAUAUCUCCGGGAACAGGUAUCGUGAAGUUUCAUGAGGUGUAUCUUGGAGAUCCCGGAGCAGAUGGCGUUGGGAGCCCACAGGAUGGCGGAGGGAGCCCACAGGGUGGAGGAGGAAGUCCUCUGUCUCUAGACCAGCACAUCUACAACGCCAGAGAGGCUCUGGGAGUGGACAGCCAUUACAGCAGAGUUGGCUCCAGCAGUGAGACAGAGAGUGAAGCCGGGGAUCUGUUAGAGCAGCAGUUUGAGGAGCUGAACUCCUCGGCCACCGACCCCACGGGCUACCUCCGCAUGGUGUCCAGAAACAACCUCUUCAACAGAAGCUGUCGCAGCAUGACCAGCCUAUACAGUGCCACAGUGUCUCCAGCGAAAGACAGCUUGUCCUCUCCUCCUUGUCGAUUGAGUAACAUCAGCAAACCUCCUCUGCGAGCCCUUUAUGACUUACUCAUAGCACCCAUGGAAGGCGGCCUGAUGCACAGUAGUGGACCUGUGGGCAGACACAGACAGCUCAUAUUGGUGUUGGAGGGAGAAUUGUACCUGAUCCCAUUCGCCUUGCUCAAAGGCAGCUCCUCUAAUGAGUACCUGUAUGAGAGGUUCAGUCUCAUUUCUGUACCUUCUUUAGCCAGCCUGGGAGCCACAAUCAAGCCUCAUCAACGCAGAGGCGGACCCUCACUUUGCACAGAUGGAGGUUCGGUGGCUGCAGUGGUCGGAGCUCCUCGCCUGCCCCCCAGCGUGAUGGACCGCUGGUUGUGGGGGCCCCUGCCUUCAGCCCAAGAUGAAGCUCUUUGGUUGGGGGAACAGCUUGGAUGUCAUCCACUGACCGGAGCGAAUGCCACAAAGGAGCGUGUGCUCACAGCACUGAGUCAGGCAGAGUGCGUUCACUUUGCGACUCAUAUAUCUUGGAAGCUCGCUGCCUUGGUCCUCUCCCCCAGCCAAGAGCAUGCUGGGGGAGAGGGCACAGGAAGCCGACCCAAGGAGAAGUCACUGUUUGGGACCUUGACCUCAGGCCAGCCUGUGGAUCGGGAUGCAGAGGUCAAGGGUUCGUUUUCAAAGAAGCACAGCAGCCCAGAGAGACUUAGAGGGGAAGAUGAAGCGAGCGAGGAUGAGGACAGUGUGUGUGAUGUGGAGAGUGUGUGUGACAGUCCAUCACUUCAAGACUUCCUCCUCACUGCUGCUGAUAUUCUGGGCCUGUGCUUAACCGUCAAACUGGUGGUUCUGAGGUUGUACCCGGAGUCCAGCAGCAGGGUGACAGCUGACGGGGUGGUGGGUCUGACCCGGGCCUUCUUAGCUGCGGGGGUCCAGUGUGUGUGUGUCUCCUUGUGGCCUGCACCGAUAGCUGCCUCCAAACUGUUAACACACACCUUCUAUACAGCACUUCUCAAUGGCACCAAAGCCAGUGCUGCUCUGACUGAGGCCAUGAAGACACUGCAGAGCAGCAAGCACUUCUCACACCCCUCCAACUGGGCUGGUUACAUGUUGAUUGGAAAUGAUGUGAAGCUGAACAGCCCCAUGUCGCUGGUGGGCCAAGCCCUGGCAGAGAUCCUGCAGUACCCAGACAGAGCCAGGGAUGCCCUCAGAGUGCUGUUACACUUGAUUGAGAAGUCUUUGCAGCGCAUUCAGAGUGGCCAGUGUAACCCAAUGUACACGUCCCAGCAAAGUGUGGAGAAUAAGGUCUGUGGGGUGCCCGGGUGGCAGGCCCUCCUGUCUGCGGUGGGUUUCCGGUUGGACUUCUCCGGUAGCGUCGCAGGACUCUCCGCGGCGGUGUUCUUCCCCACGUCAGACCCUGGAGAUCGGCUGCAGCAGUGCAGCACCACUUUACAGGCCCUGCUUGGUCUGACUCCUCCAGCUCUGCAGGCCCUAUGUAAACUUGUCACAGCGUCUGAGGCCGGAGAACAGCUCAUUCUCAAGGCGGUUAAAAGCAUGGUGGGAAUGCUCCACCAAGUGUUGGUGCAGUUGCAGUCUGGCGACAAAGAGCAGGACUUCUCACUGGCUCCCAUUCAAGUGUCCAUAAGUGUGCAGCUCUGGAGGCUCCCGGGCUGCCACGAGUUUCUAGCUGCACUCGGCUUCGAUCUCUGUGAGGUGGGUCAGGAGGAGGUCGUGCUGAAGACUGGAAAACAGGCCAGCAGACGCACCAUGCAUUUUGCUCUUCAGUCCCUCCUGGCGCUUUUUGACUCCACAGAGCUUCCCAAGCGACUGAGCAUGGACAGCUCUUCCUCCCUGGAGUCCCUGUCCUCCUCCCAGUCCGCCUCCCAGCCUCACUCUUUACCCCUCUCUUUCGGUUGCUACCCACCUCAGCCCUCCUUCCUGCCCCCUGUCUGCCCGGACAACCUCUCCUGCGAUGCCAUCUCUGUCUACAGCCUCAGCUCCCUCGCCUCCUCUCUCAGUUUCUUGUCCAGACCAGAGCCUGCAGGAAGUGACAUCAUCAGCCAGCGCUUGCAUCAACAGGAACCAGACAGAUCUCGUGGAGGGGCAGGCCUCUACGCCUCGCUCCGUCCUUCAGGUGGCCUGUCAAGAGGUCGACCCCCCAAUCAUGGAGGGGCAGCAGGAGAAGGGGAAGACGAGGAGUAUGAGGGAUACUCCAUUAUAAGCAGUGAGCCGUUAGGGCGAGGGGGGAGGGACUGUGACACACUGCCACUUCCUGCAGGACACAGACAUGGCAGAGGCGGAGCGGGGAGAGGAUCUAAUGGAGGUCAUAGGUAUCCUAUCACCAUUUCCUCCAAGGGAAGCAUCAGCACACCUACAUCCCCCAUUAAAGCUCCUCCCCUGCCCCCAACUGUUUCAUCCAACCCCAAACUCCGGCAGGAAAUCUCAUCUCCUCAGAGGACAAGGAAAGGGAAGGUUAGCAGCUCUGAGUCGGACCAGUCGAGUACUGAGACAGACAGCACGGUCAAGUCCCAGGAGGAGAGGAUGGGGCCUGCGGGACAAAUGGAUCCACAGGAACUGGCCCAGAAGAUCCUGGAGGAGACCCAGAGCCACAUGCAAGCAGUGGAGAGCCUACAGAAAGCCAACAUGAGAGGGAAGACACUGCCGGGGCCUGAGGGAAGAGAGGAGGCACAUGCCAGACAGCCAUCUCACUCUACUCCCACAACGCCAACUUUGACUCCCACUGGGGGAGCACGUGGGUUUCAGCCCUCAGAGACCAGUGCAUUUAGCAGGCCACCCAGUAGAGCUAGUCUCAAAGCUUGCUCGUCUCCUCUUUCGCUUCCUCGACAUCGUUCGCCCCUCUCCCCUUCCGUCUCAACUCCUGCCGCAACUCGGCCUAAACCACCCUCACGCUCGUCUUCGCUACAGAAAAUCAGCUCAGGCUACAACAGUCCAGCUCGUUCGUCUUCGUCCUUAUCUCUCUCUGCAAAAGAGCAGGGUUCGCCUCUCCCCAUGGCUUCCCCUGAUGUGCAUGCGCUGGCUCAGCUCAAACUGAGAUACCCUCCCUCGCCUUACUCCGCCCACAUCUCACCUUCCCACUCUCCGGCUGACAGUGCCCCAUCGCCAGCUCUUUCCUACUCCUCCACAGGAUCUGUUUCAGGCUCUUCCAGCCCGGCCAACACCCCUGAACUAAACCAGUCAAAACACGACAAUAAAGUCCAGGCGGUUCAUAACUUGAAAACCUUCUGGGCCAACGCCAGCCAGAAGCAUGAGGUGCCCUGCCCUGCCAGUUUUCUCCGGGGGGGAAAUAAAAGAAUGAGUACAGUUCAGAAAGAUGUUCUAGGUUUGCUGAAUCUGUCACCUAAACGCGAGUCUCUAAGCAAAAACGUGGAAGGAUCCGAGGAUCAGAACACUGACAACAGACCAAAUGGUCACCAAAAACUGGAGGCUAAACCACCUCCACCUCCAGCUGCUACUGUUCCCACAAACUCUAAAGGAGGCAGCAGACUUCCCUCUGGGAAUGGCUACAAGUUUCUCUCACCUGGAAAUUUUUUUCCUUCUUCUAAAUGUUGAGAGUUUGGAUGUUUGCCACGUUGCUCCCAUAGCCAGUAGGUCGGUCUUCUGUUUCUGUUUCUGUGUGUGUAAUGGCAGAAGUUUGCGAGAUACAACCAACAACACCUGCUGAAGACAAGGAUUUAAAAAACCUAUUGUUUCAUACUGACUUUAAUUUUGGAUGGCAUUACUUUCUCUUUGAAGGGAUGUUAAUAUUUUGAAUGUGAUGACUACAGUUUGCCUUCUUCUGGUCAGCGCUGGAAAGUGAUGAAGCCCUGGCUUUAUUUGGGUUUUCAUGACUGACGAGAGAGAGCAUGUGUCUCAAUGGCUCCAUGUACACUGAAAAUAAAUGUUGACUCACAGUCCGCUGACUGAAUGCCUGGGAAAAGGAAAACAUUUAAUGUCAACCUAAGGCACUCGAUAUAUUUGUGUAAGUUGACCUGAAUUUGAUCUUGAUUUAUUGUGUAAUAAUUAUUGCUCAAUGUCAUUACCAAUGCUUAUUGUUGUCAUAUAUUUUGUAAACUGUGUUUUUCAGUCAUUAUUACACAUUUUAUAAAGACAAUUAAAAGAAGGAUAAAGUAAAGAAAACAUUUUGGUAUUUUUUUAUGGAGAUGUGAUUUGAAGUAUGACAGUCAGCAUGGUACCUUUUGCCAUUGAGUGUUGCAUUAACUUUGUAAUGUGCAAUCUUGCAGCGAUGCCAGACUUAUUUAGACAUUUCUCAAUUCUCAUGAAGUUGACAAAUAAAGGUUAAUUUCCUUG
This is a messenger RNA of Limanda limanda (common dab), 8638 nucleotides long. RefSeq names its product tetratricopeptide repeat domain 28 (gene ttc28). The record is from RefSeq and is a predicted model, not a curated record. The transcript has 35 exons. NCBI's taxonomy places the organism in Eukaryota, Metazoa, Chordata, Actinopteri, Pleuronectiformes, Pleuronectidae. Gene Ontology annotation, molecular function: protein binding. Bases 191 to 7900 code for a protein of 2569 amino acids.